This is a messenger RNA of Bombyx mandarina (wild silkworm), 1913 nucleotides long. It is a transcript of the gene Rab2, whose product is annotated as RAS oncogene family member Rab2. Gene Ontology annotation, molecular function: GTPase activity; GTP binding. The record is from RefSeq and is a predicted model, not a curated record. NCBI's taxonomy places the organism in Eukaryota, Metazoa, Arthropoda, Insecta, Lepidoptera, Bombycidae.
CUGAUGACAAAUUCAUUCAAGUUUCAAUCAACCAGCUGUAGAUGUUCUAAAAUUGCGUAUAAUUUUGUUAGAAAUAAUUGAAAAUUCGUUUUGUAUUGCUACUUAUUGAAGGAACUAAAUUACUUUUGUAAUCCGUUUACUAACAUUGUGUUAAAAUGGCAUACGCCUAUCUUUUUAAAUACAUCAUCAUCGGGGACACAGGUGUGGGUAAAUCAUGUUUACUCCUUCAAUUCACGGACAAAAGAUUCCAACCGGUGCAUGAUCUCACUAUUGGUGUUGAAUUUGGUGCUCGGAUGAUCACAAUUGAUGGCAAGCAGAUCAAGUUGCAGAUUUGGGACACAGCUGGUCAAGAAGCUUUUAGGUCCAUCACCCGAUCGUACUACCGGGGCGCGGCUGGCGCUCUGUUAGUUUACGACAUCACCAGACGGGAGACUUUCAAUCAUCUCACAACGUGGCUCGAGGACGCGCGACAACAUUCCAACUCGAAUAUGGUCAUUAUGCUUAUUGGUAACAAGAGCGAUCUCGAAUCCCGACGUGAAGUGAAGAAGGAAGAAGGCGAAGCGUUCGCUCGCGAGCACGGCCUCGUCUUCAUGGAGACGUCUGCUAAGACUGCCGCCAACGUCGAGGAGGCUUUCAUCAACACCGCCAAAGAGAUCUAUGAGAAGAUACAGGAAGGAGUGUUUGAUAUCAAUAAUGAGGCGAACGGCAUCAAGAUAGGUCCUCAGCACUCGACAGGCGCCGGGGCGGGCGGCGCGGGGGGCGCGGGCGCGGGCGGCGCGUCCUCCGGUGGCUGCUGUUAGGUGUUGCGCUGCACACACUGACCGGACACUGCUCUACCAAACGUACACUCCGCAGACGAGGCGCAGCUGUGUGCAACGACAGAUUAGUACGAAUAUUCAAAAUGCCGGACUACAAAACAUUAUAAAUGCUAAAAAAUAGCUUGCGUUUGAACCUAAAUAUACAAAAUUAAACAAUUUAAGAUUUAAUACUUAGAAUCAAAAAAUGAUUAAAUUCAAUAGUUAUUAGAAACAUAGAUUACUUCUGUGAUUUAAAUAUUUGCUUCCUAUAAUAAAAUUAAAUCAUUUGUACCAACCGGUAAAUUAAUAUUUCUAAUCAUUUUUCUUGAUGUAAAAAAAAAGCACUGUCCACAGAAUUUAUAUUCAGUAGUAUCAUUCAUCUCAUAAAAUUAUAUAGUAAUUAGUGCUUAUAUAUUUCGGUGUAUAUGUAUUAUUAUAUUUUUAAUUUGCGGAUAUCUUUAGUAUCACUAAUCGAGCAUUUACUUGUAAAACAUAUAAUCCUAAGUAGUGCCGAUUUUAUAUUAUCUAAUACAGAGAAUUGUGAUUAAUGUAUUGUAUCAGUUCAGAUGUUUCAAUUUAUUUAUAUAUUUUAGUUUAUCAUGUUAAAUGUUCAGUCCAAAUUAAGUUUAUUUAUUUAAUGUCAUCUCAAAUUAGGUGAAUAUUUAAAAAAUAUUAUGUACUAGAUAUUUGUUUUUGAAACAAUUGUGAUUUAUUUUCUAGUUACAGUAUUUACCUUGCACUGUAUUUGUGAUGACCUUUAAAAUGGCGACGUAACCAAGAACUUUAUCUCGUUUAUAUGUCUCGACAAUUUUUAUUCGAGUCGGCAGGACAAUGUUCAAACAAUUACGAGACUAAAGUAUGCCAGUUAAGAAAAUUAGGUGGUGGUCUAGAAUAAUAGCACAAGUAUGGAACUGAAAUGUUUCAAUAUGAAAUGGAAUCGCAACCUAAAGAUGACUGCUUGCAAGGUACUGAAAGACAUGAUUACAAAAUAGGUUUAUGUUUAAGUUUAGCCCAUUGUAAUGAUACGAUAAAAAUAUUUUGUAAGGUUACAUAAUAUAUGCAGACACAUUUGUAAGGUGUAAUUCAUGAGAAUAAAACUUGAAAAAUGUUAUUGUA